This is a messenger RNA of Anastrepha ludens (Mexican fruit fly), 1620 nucleotides long. RefSeq names its product tax1-binding protein 3 homolog. The transcript is spliced from 3 exons. Lineage: Eukaryota; Metazoa; Arthropoda; Insecta; Diptera; Tephritidae. Gene Ontology annotation, biological process: neurotransmitter receptor transport postsynaptic membrane to endosome; neurotransmitter receptor transport, endosome to postsynaptic membrane. Bases 109 to 480 code for a protein of 123 amino acids. Gene Ontology annotation, cellular component: adherens junction; postsynaptic density; postsynaptic membrane. The record is from RefSeq and is a predicted model, not a curated record. Gene Ontology annotation, molecular function: protein binding.
UGAUUAAGAAAUGAAAGUAUCGAUUAGUUAUGUCGAAUUUAGUUAGACGCCUUACUUGGAAUUUACUUUUGAAGCUCAGAAUUUCAAACAUAUUAACUCAACCUUAGAAUGGCAAAAAUGGCUUUUCAACAUCAGGCCGGAACGGCCAUGGAAUGUUUGAGUAUUCCAAUAACGCUUCAUAAAGAAAAAGAAUACGAUAUAGACGGCCGAGAAAUAUUGAAAUGUGGGUUUAAAAUAGGAGGUGGCAUAGACCAAGAUUUUAGGAAAAGCCCACAGGGAUAUACUGAUUAUGGCAUUUAUGUUACUGAAGUUCAUGAAAAGAGUCCGGCGUCUAGAGCAGGCUUGCGCAUCCAUGACAAAAUAUUACAGUGCAAUGGCUAUGACUUCACAAUGGUAACUCAUAAAAAGGCUGUUAGCUACAUUCGAAAAAAUCCAAUUUUAAAUAUGCUUGUUGCAAGAAAAGGUGUAACUUCCACGUAACUUAUUGCUUAUCACUGUAGUUAAAACAACCAAAAUUUGUGUAGGUGAUAAAAUUAUAUAUAUACUUUAUUAUAUUUAAAUAUAAGUCCGAAAAGUAUAAAUUAGAGAUGAAUUACAUUGUUAAGGCCAAUUACAUUGCAAGACAGGAGUAUGACAGUAAUUGAAUUAGGCUUCAAGUUGGAAUUCUACAGUUAUUAUUUUAAACACACGGUUCAAAUAUACGCACGAAGAUAACGCGCACAGUUAUGUAUAAUAUAGGCACGAAUGUGUUUUAAUAGUUUCGGAAGAACUUCGUUCAUUGUCAAAAAAUAGCUGCAAUUUGUUACAAGUUAAAGUGUGGUGGUGCGCACCGAACAAGAUCUAAGUUUUACCAACUUUCAGCUUCCAAAAUGCAUGCCAAUUUCAUCGAGUAGUAAUAAACAAAAUGUUACAGAGAAUACAAGAAGUGUUUUUCAUGGCGAAGAAAUUUUCCAUAAUGGAUAGUUGGUUGGGAUAUUGAAGCUUCUUGCUUUACAGCAUUAAUUGCUAAUAAUUUUUUCUUAAAUUUUUUCCAACUUGUUUCUACGGAAAAGUUCGCAAUAAAAUGCAUGUACGACGUCACACAGUUAAUACACAAAAUUCGAAAAUGUUUAAGUUUGGUUUUUUUAUCUGAAGCUAGCAAACAAAAAACACUUGCAUAUCAAUUAGUGGUGAGGAUUUUAGUGCUAUUGAACACUUUUUGAUUGUUGAAUUUGAUGUUUUGAGCGAUCAGAUCUAAUUUUUUACUUAUUUUGGGGUUAUGUAAGAGUAAUGAAUUCACUUCUCUCAACUCUUCUUAACAUUUAAAAACUUUUUAUAAAUUUGUAAAAUCCUUUGAAUUUACUGAAUACGAAUUAAAACCAUACAGGUGUAUUCAUAGUAAAACAAAAGAAAUAGCAGACAAUACUGGAGAAACCAUAACGACCUUAUCUUGAUACAUAACUUCAAAUAUAGCAAAAAGUGUUCUCCGGCCCUUAUUUUUUAAGAAAUUAUCUUAACAUAAGUUUUAAAUACAAUGAUGGAUUUUUAAAACUGUUUUUUCAAUACACUGUAACGAUAACACAUUUAUUAAAAAAAACGAACACAGAAAAGACAUUUUAUAACGCAUACAAAGUUCUUUAA